AUGCUUAUAAUCAAACAUUGCAGGACAGACACUGAACAAUCAAAAGGCAUGAAGCUGCAUUUCUUGAUAGCGUUUGUUGGUAUCAGUGCCUUAGCACUUGCUGAAGAACAAUUUGAAGAUGAGGCGAACGUAGAAGAUCCAAGUUACGGUUACACUGGCGUUGGAUAUAAGUCAGGACAUCUUGGAAGCAGAAAUCUUGGCAGCAGAAAUUUUGGAAGUGGACAUUAUGGAGGAAGACAUCUUGGAAGUGGACAUUUUGGAAGCGAGCAUUACGGAAGCGGACAUUUUCGCGCUGGACAUGUUAGAAACAGACAUGUUGGAAGCAGGUAUGCUAAACGCCGUCAUCUUGGAGGAGGCCGUCUCGGAGGUGGACAUGUUAGAAACAAAUAUGUUGGAAGUAGGCAUCUUGGAGGCAGCCAUCUAAGGGGUAGUCAUCUUGGAGGAGGCCAUCCUGCAAGUGGUCAUGUUAGAAACAGAUAUGUUGGAAGCAGGCAUGCUGGAAGCAGCCAUCUAAGGGGUAGUCACCUUGAACGAGGCCGUGUUGGAAGUGGACAUGCUAGAAACAAAUAUGUUGGAAGCAGGCAUCUUGGAGGCAGCCAUAUAAGGCGAAGCCAUGUUGGAGGAGGUAAUCUUGGAGGUGGAAAUGUUAGAAACAAAAAUGCUGGAAGCAGAUAUCUUGGAGGCAGUCAUGCAAGGCGUAGCCAUCUUCGAAGAAGAAAACUUGGAGGUGGUCAUGUUAGAAACAGACAUGUUGGAAGCCAGCAUGUUGGAGGCAGCCAUCUAAGGGGAGGUCGUUUUGGCGGAGGUCAUCUUGGAAAUGGAAAUGCUAAAAACAAACAUGUUACAAGCAAACAUCUUGGAGGCAGUAAUCUAAGGGGAAGAAAUCUUGGAGGAAGUCAUCUUGGAGGUGGACAUGCUGGAAACAGACAUGUUGGAAGCAAGCAUCUUGGAAGCAGUCACCCAAAGGGUAGUAAUCUCGGAGGAGGCCAUCUUAAACAUAACUGUACGUAUUUUAUGAUGCAAAAUAGAAAUAGAAAUAAAGAUGAUUCUGCACCGAUAAUGUAUUAUUUUAGAAAAUAUAAAACUUUAUUAUUAACUAAAUUUUCGAACACAACGAUAUUUGACUUUUUAUAA
Molecule: messenger RNA, 1134 nt
Organism: Hydractinia symbiolongicarpus
Lineage: Eukaryota; Metazoa; Cnidaria; Hydrozoa; Anthoathecata; Hydractiniidae
Exons: 2
Coding region: 1-1134 (377 amino acids)
Source: RefSeq, a predicted model, not a curated record